AUGGAAAUGAGAUUGACUGAAGGGGGGUCGUAUGGGAGUUUUCUGACGGCCGGGCCGGAAGAAGGCAAUACCGGUAUAGGCAGCGAGAGGAGGGACCAAGAAAUGAACCAUCCAAGGGCGACGGUGAUAUCCAUGGCGAGCACGUCUACUGAUGACGAUGAUGACACCUCUUCCGACCAGCUCCUUCCAUAUAAUCACCAGAAUGGUUAUCAUUACGGAUAUCCUGAUGAGAAUUUCGUCCCUCUUGAAGGCUCCAAGCCCCAGCGAAAGGAACCGAAGUUUCCGAAAGAAAAACUCAAGACUUUAGCCUGUGCUGUGUGGUUUUUCAUGUGUGGGGUUAUGAACAUGACGUUCCUUGCCUUGGUUCACGAUCGGGUGCCAAAAAACACACCACCCUUACCAGACAUCUUCCUUGAUAAUGUGCAGACCCGAGAUUGGGCACUCAGUGUCUCUGAAUACAUUCUUAUGGGAGUCACCUAUUCAACUCUUAUCCUCAUCUUUAUGCACAAGCAUAGAUGGAUUGUGUUUCGGCGUGUGUUCUUCAUCAUGGGACUUCUGUACCUAAUGAGGUCCAUUACAUUCUUUGUGACUGUGUUGCCAGUUGCAAAUCCCAAUUACAAGUGCAACCCUCAGAGUAACGACACAACCCCAGCAGUGAUACUCCAGCGGGUAGUAUACCUCUGCACUGGGUUUGGGCUUUCCAUCUCAGGACAUCACACAUAUUGUGGGGAUUACAUCUUCUCCGGUCACACCAUGAUCCUUGUCCUUGGAUAUCUCAUCAUGCGAGAAUAUAGCCCCAAAGGAUGGUGGGUUUUGCACUAUGCUGUCAUGGGAGCCAGCAUAAGUGGUGUGAUCUUUCUUCUCAUCAGUCGAGGUCAUUACCUGGUGGAUGUCAUCCUGGCAUAUUAUAUCACCACCAGACUCUUCUGGAUAUAUCAUACGCUAGCCAACAAUCCAACUCUACGUAAGGCUUCAAAUGCUGGGAACAACCUGGCAAAUGAGUGCUGGUAUCCGGUGUUCCUCCUGCUGGAACGCAACGUCAAUGGAGUUCUUCCACGUAAAUACAGUUGGCCCAUCCCGGGUGUUCGUUACCUGUGUCGCAUCAAACGAACGGCACACACUUCCUGAUGAAUGGAGAAGAUUCUUGCAUUUGUUUCUUUGGUGCUCAAUUGUCUUCCCGGACCAUGGACUGGCGUGGAUCUUCCGCAUCUGCGUUUUGUGGGGCUGAUGUCUCUGUACCCUGCUGAAGGAGCUGUGCAAUCUCAUGGCAGGUCUGAUGAGUCCAAGCCUUUCUCUUCCUCCCACCGAAGGAGAAUCUAUGUAUUUUUUGUCUGUAAUUUAUCAUAUGGCAGGCCUUAUGAUCAUUGUCAUCAUCAUCUUUGUUCUUUCUCUCAAAUCAUCUGAGUUAAACAGAGAUGCACGGUACAAGUCUUCCACUCUAAAUAGGAAGUCUUUGUCUGAAUCCGAAAGGAAGCCAGAGAAGUUUGUGUCAUGGUCCGGCAUAUUCUUGCAUUCUUGAAAAUUGUGAUAAUUAGUAGCUGUGUUGCAACGAGGCUACAUGAUUGUUUUGUUGUGGUCAUUUAGUUGUGUGAAUAACGUGUCUCUGUUCGUGUGAGUGCCUGAAUUGUGAAUGUAUGCUGCAGGGGCUUCCAUGGACUUGUUAACAAUCCCUGUUCAUCCAAAGAAAGCAGCAGUUUAUUAAAGUGCAUUAGAAUUCUGCUUCUUGUGCUGCGUGUCAUGUUGUGAAGAG
Molecule: messenger RNA, 1750 nt
Organism: Darwinula stevensoni
Lineage: Eukaryota; Metazoa; Arthropoda; Ostracoda; Podocopida; Darwinulidae
Source: the annotation of a GenBank genome assembly